UUAUGAUUGCGACAGAAUAGUUUGAUUGUCUUCCUAUUGAAGAAGUGUCUUCAAUGUUAGGUUCUAUAUAAGUGAAAGUAUUUAAACCUUUUAAAAACUUAGGAAUACCCUAUCUUUGAUGUUUAAAAAGGUGUCUUAACAAAAAAGAAAGUGAAAUACCAUAAUUAUGAUGAUGAAGAAAUUGAAAUUAAAUUUGAAUGUGAAUAAUCAUAAUAUUGUACUGCAAAUGAGAAAAUUGUAAAGAUUCCUCCUAAAGGUAUCUAAAAUUUUAUAUGUUUAGGUCUUGAUUUUUUAAGAAUUAGAAUUUUAGUUCCUAGCAAUUGUUAAGAACAUUAAAUAUCCUUAACAGUAGAUGCACAUGACAAUCAUACAGGAUUGAUAAAGUAGAAGAUUAUAUUUAAAUUAAAUGUUGUGAAUCCAUGAG
This is a messenger RNA of Paramecium pentaurelia, 424 nucleotides long. The record is from the annotation of a GenBank genome assembly. NCBI's taxonomy places the organism in Eukaryota, Ciliophora, Oligohymenophorea, Peniculida, Parameciidae.